AAUGUUAUCCUGUUACGCGUUUUGAGCCAAACCAAGUUUAGCCUUCCCAAGUCUCCGUUACCUCCAUACGCGAACGUUGCACAAGUACGUAGCUCGUGUUGCUGCACAGCAUUGUGCGAACGAACACGAUAUGUCGCUCGCCGAUAAGCCGGUGCUGGGAUAUUGGAAUGUGCGAGGCAUCGCGCAACCCAUUCGCUACAUGCUUGAGUACAUCGGCAAGCCGUACGAGGACAAAGUGUACAAUUUCAAGGAAGACGCCCCUCCCAGCGAGCUGAGAGCGGAAUGGCUAAAGGACAAGGAAGCGCUUGGACGAGGGGACGGUGCUAUGGACUUCCCGAACUUGCCCUACUAUAUGGACGGAGACGUGAAGAUAACGCAAAGCUUGACAAUCAUGAGAUACUUGGGCCGCAAAAACGGACUCUUCGCGCAAACCAAUGAAGAGGAAACUCAACAAGACGUGCUUGAAGCACAGGUCAACGAUCUGCGGUGGCACUUAAUAGACUACUGCAAGUACGACGUCUUGGGCUCGUUACGCUGGUCCAACUACCCAGACGCCAUUGAAGGUCAAAUGAAACUUGUAUCGGACUACCUCGGUGCGAAAAAAUGGCUUCUCGGAGAUAGACUGACGUACGUCGACUUCCUGCUAUACGAAGCCUUAGAUCAGCACAGGCUGUUCAAAAAGGAUUGCCUGGACGCCUUUCCGAAUCUCCAGGAAUAUCACGAGCGCUUCCGGAACCUUCCAGCUAUCAAAUCGUACCUGGCAUCGGAGAGGUUCAGGGAUUGGCCCGUGUUUGGGGGACCGUUGAAACGGUGGGGAUACAAGAAGGAGGCCUGCUGAAACGUAUUGAUAUGCGGGGAAAAAAACUGCGUUUUCGAUGAACGCGCCACGUCCCGGUGAGGUCGGAUAAAGGCGUCCGGCUGAUUAUUGUAACCCGCUUACAACGAUGCCAAUUAUCUGAAUGGUUAUGAAACGUGAAACUGCAACGGCAAUGCUACGUGCAACAAAGAGGUUGGUUGAAUAAAAGUAGUCUUUUUUUUUACUGUUCA
Messenger RNA from Ornithodoros turicata, 1047 nucleotides. RefSeq names its product glutathione S-transferase Mu 1-like. The transcript is spliced from 3 exons. Bases 131 to 838 code for a protein of 235 amino acids. Gene Ontology annotation, biological process: glutathione metabolic process. NCBI's taxonomy places the organism in Eukaryota, Metazoa, Arthropoda, Arachnida, Ixodida, Argasidae. Gene Ontology annotation, molecular function: glutathione transferase activity. The record is from RefSeq and is a predicted model, not a curated record.